AUGCCAGCCAAAUGGGAUCUCGACGACCAGAUUAUCUUUAUUAUUUUGAAAAUUUACAUUGAAGCUCCCAAGCACCAGCAGAAGUUGUCUUGGUAUUCCAGCGCCGUCGAGACCUCAUAUGCCAGGAACCAGGGGGCCCCUGCUGCAGCUGAAGCCGAGGUCACACCCACAACCCCUGCCGACCAGGAACCCGACGAGGCGGACGACCCCACCUUCCGGGCGCUAGAGCAGGAGGCCAACGCCGCCACAGACAAUGCUGACGAAGGCUUGAGGGAUGGCGGCGUUAUCACCGGGGCGGGACCGUUUGCUACUCCUGCUGCUCUCCAGGACUGCGACGUCCCCAGCUACAUCCGCGAACGCCUCAUCAGGGAAUGGGUCCAAGCCGACAAGCCGACAACAUACCUACACAAUGGCCAAACACAGUGA
Molecule: messenger RNA, 426 nt
Organism: Cryphonectria parasitica EP155
Lineage: Eukaryota; Fungi; Ascomycota; Sordariomycetes; Diaporthales; Cryphonectriaceae
Exons: 1
Coding region: 1-426 (141 amino acids)
Source: RefSeq, a predicted model, not a curated record